GAUUACAGGGGCUACUAGAAGUUGAUGUUAAUCACAUUGUCUUUUUACCAACAGUUUGGGCGCCAGUUUUUGGAUUCCUUUCUGCGGAAUGGGAUGCCUCUGCUUGACUCUCUCUUCAAGUCUCAUACUGCCGAAGUCACGGCUCUACUAAAAAAUCUACAGCAAAGCACGCGUUACCUCCAGCACAUCUGCAGUCACUCAAAGCUGGUGAAAGACGUGGCACUGACAGGGCAGGUGCCUGCAGUGCGCAAGACGCUGGAAGGCUUCGUCUUUCGCUGUCAAGGCUAUGCUGACAGUGAACCACUGCCGGGAAGCCUUCUGGGUGGGCAACCUCAAGAACCGGGACCUGAAGGGGGAGGAAAUUCUGACACAGUCAUUACGUGAGGACACAGACGAAGAAAUGGCACCUGCGGAUGAUGCUGAAGAUGGCAAUGAUUCAGAUGCCUCUCACAACAGUGAAGAAAACACAGCCGACGAACCUAUGGAACCGGAAGUCAGCGAGGAAUUUUAAGAGGCAGUGCCAUGUGACAGACUAACAAGCUUUCCUUUUUUUCUUUUAAUGUUUUGUUCAUAAGCGUGGUUUUUAAGAUGCAAGUUACUGUAACAUAUUUUUACUCUGUUCCACUGAGCUGAUAGGUCAUCUUCCCCAGUUUAAGUUUUGACAAAGCUGCUUGGUAAUCAAUGUGGCUGUUUUUAUUGUACAUUAAUAAAAGUAUUGUUUCAUUUAGUAA
This is a messenger RNA of Rhipicephalus sanguineus (brown dog tick), 731 nucleotides long. RefSeq names its product Fanconi anemia group D2 protein-like. Bases 287 to 511 code for a protein of 74 amino acids. The record is from RefSeq and is a predicted model, not a curated record. Gene Ontology annotation, molecular function: DNA polymerase binding. NCBI's taxonomy places the organism in Eukaryota, Metazoa, Arthropoda, Arachnida, Ixodida, Ixodidae. Gene Ontology annotation, cellular component: nucleus; condensed chromosome. Gene Ontology annotation, biological process: double-strand break repair involved in meiotic recombination; interstrand cross-link repair; homologous chromosome pairing at meiosis. The transcript has 4 exons.